AUGCUUGGUGAUGGGGAUUCCUCAACUUACAACAAAAUUGUUCAAAGCAAGCCAUAUGGAGAUGAAUGCAUACCAAAUAAAAUGGAAUGCAUUGGACAUGUUCAGAAAAAGGUCGGUAGUCGGUUGCGGAAAUUAAAAAAUCAAAGUAAAGGUGUAAAAUUGGCAGUUGGAAAAGGCUUGGCUGGCAAAGGUAGGCUCACUGAUAGCAAAAUAGAUGUUCUUUAGAACUAUUAUGGCCUGGCAGUGAGAGAAAACUUCAGUGAUGUUGGUGAAAUGGCUACGGCCAUAGAAGCAUCACUAUACCAUGUUGCAUCGACAGACGAGAAUCCACAACAUCAUCUCUGUCCUGAUGGAGAGGACAGUUGGUGUGGCUAUAACAGGGAUAAGGAUAAUUAUAAACACAAGAAUGGUAUUCUACCAUGUAUUAUGAAUGUAAUCAAACCCAUAUUUGAUGAUCUAAGUAACACUGACUUAUUAAGUAAGUGCAAUCACGGCAUGACACAGAAUGUCAAUGAAUGUUUGAACGGACUUAUUUGGGACAGAUGUCCUAAAUUAUGUGGAGCAGGAGACUGUUGCUCUUGCCACUUAUCUUGCUGUCUUGAGGUUCAAUGA
Molecule: messenger RNA, 612 nt
Organism: Paramuricea clavata
Lineage: Eukaryota; Metazoa; Cnidaria; Anthozoa; Malacalcyonacea; Plexauridae
Source: the annotation of a GenBank genome assembly